AAGGAGACAGAUGCUUCAGUGGAACCAGCCGAGGCCGUGUCCCAAGGCAAAUGCCAGGGUAUGGGAGAAGAACGAGGGGCCGCGUGAAAGAAGUGCCGACAGUCUUUUGUCUCUCGUUAACAAAAAUUAGGUCGUUUAUGGAUGUGAGGUGAACGUACCAAGGAUGUCAGAUAGCGCGUUUAAAACGCGAGGGACAGAAAGAAAGCAAAGGAUGAAGAUGACGGUGAAGAUGACGGUGAAGAUGACGGUGAUGGUGAUGGUGAUGGUGAUGGUGAUGGUGAUGGUGAUGGUGAUGGUGAUGGUGAUGGUGAUGGUGAUGGUGAUGGUGAUGGUGAUGGUGAUGGUGAUGGUGAUGGUGAUGGUGAUGGUAAUGGUGAAGGUGAUGGUGGUGGCGGUGAUGGUGGUUGUUGUUGUUGGAGGAAGGUUGGGAAAGGGAGGGCGACAAAAGUCGAAGGAAACAGAGCAGUGGCAGGGAAAAUAAAGAAGUGAAUGGGGGAAGGAAAAUUUUGCUUAAAGACAACACCUCCAAAUCAUCGAAGACUAUGUGGGGGGCAUUCACUACUUAUACCCAGGCACAUCACCAGACCCUUCAUGGCCUCUUUCUAUAGAAUCUUCUCUUCCUGAGAU
Messenger RNA from Aspergillus sclerotioniger CBS 115572, 627 nucleotides. RefSeq lists its product as uncharacterized. Lineage: Eukaryota; Fungi; Ascomycota; Eurotiomycetes; Eurotiales; Aspergillaceae. The transcript has a single exon. The record is from RefSeq and is a predicted model, not a curated record. The coding region runs from base 164 to 481 and encodes 105 amino acids.